This is a messenger RNA of Aureobasidium subglaciale EXF-2481, 690 nucleotides long. RefSeq lists its product as uncharacterized. NCBI's taxonomy places the organism in Eukaryota, Fungi, Ascomycota, Dothideomycetes, Dothideales, Saccotheciaceae. Gene Ontology annotation, biological process: negative regulation of MAPK cascade; protein dephosphorylation. The annotation marks the transcript as partial. The transcript has a single exon. Gene Ontology annotation, molecular function: MAP kinase tyrosine/serine/threonine phosphatase activity; protein tyrosine/threonine phosphatase activity. Gene Ontology annotation, cellular component: nucleus; cytoplasm; cytosol. The record is from RefSeq and is a predicted model, not a curated record.
AUGCGCGCACCCCUCAAGACCAACGACUCGGAUCAGAAUUUUGACAUUCCUCAGUCAAAAGAGGAAAAGCCCGAAGCUUAUCCUGAUGGCCCUAUCUGCGUUUACGGCCGCUAUUUGGAUCUUUACCUUGAACCAACUGCUGAGCAGGCAUCUCAAUACGAUGUCAUCCUGAACGUUGCUAGCGAAGUCAGGAAUCCCUUUGACAGCGAGACGUUCCAACCUUCCGGUCCCGAGUUGCGUCUCGAUGGCGGUGGUGGCAUCCAGUAUGCCCCGAAACGCAACUUCCUGACUUCUCAGACAGCGUUCGGUCGCGAAAAUCUCAGCCCGGUCUACGAGUCUUCGCCAACCACGCCCAAGGCCAGUCCCUUCUCAAGAGACAUCACAUCUGCGCCUCAAUCAAAAGAGCCUUCCAAAUCAGAGCCAGAAUACAUCCACAUCCCGUGGGAGCACAACACUGACAUUGUGCCUGACCUCAUCCGUCUUGUCAAAGUCAUUGACGAGCGUGUCCAGCUCGGCAAACGAGUUCUAAUCCAUUGUCAAUGCGGCGUCAGUCGAUCGGCGACACUAGUCGUGGCUUAUGUUCUCUACAAGAACCCUCUGAUGAGCGUACAAGAAGCAUAUGAUGAUGUGAAGAAGCGAAGCAGAUGGAUCGGCCCCAACAUGAACUUGAUCAUGCAGCUGCAAGAGUUU